Oldenlandia corymbosa var. corymbosa is the source of this 3003-nucleotide messenger RNA. The record is from the annotation of a GenBank genome assembly. NCBI's taxonomy places the organism in Eukaryota, Viridiplantae, Streptophyta, Magnoliopsida, Gentianales, Rubiaceae.
AUGGCGAUAUCGGGGGCAAAGGAUUCAGCGGAGACCCAUGAAUCACAGCUUUGUUUACAGUUGCUAGAUCUUGGGAAGAAGUUACAUUCUCUACCCACAUCUGAAAAUGGAGUUUUGAAAAUCCUUAAGAGUGCGGAAGACUUUUUAAAAACGCUGGAACAAGAGCCUUCACAGGCAAUAUGCGAUGCACUUCGUCUUGCUGAGAAAGGGUUAACAACUGACCGGCUUUUGAAACACAAAAAUAUGGAUAUCAAAGUUUCGUUAAUGUAUUGCCUUCACGAGGUGAUUAGAAUUAAAGCUCCUAAUGCCGAUUACUGUGAUCAUUGCAUGAAGAUAAUAUUUCAGCAAACCAUAGAGAAUGUAUUUGAAAAACUUUCUUUGUUUUCUCAUAGCACUUAUGAGAAGGCAUUGCAAAUUCUCCGGACAGUUGCCAAGGUGAAAUCUAGUUUGAUUUUGUUUGAUAUUGAGAGUAACGCAUUGAUUGUGCAGAUGUUCCAUGUCUUCCUUGAUUCCAUUGAACACAACCAUACAGAUGAUGUGUUUUCAAACAUGGAGGCAAUCAUGACUUGCUUGAUUCAAGAAGGUGAUAACUUCCCACUAGAUCUUGUGAAGCCUCUUUUCAAUGCAGUAAAUAACGAGAACCAGGGUAUCCCAGUCGCAACCCGGCGAUUAGCAAUACAAGUGCUGAAAAAUUGCUCUGACAAGGUGAAACCGUACCUCAUUGAACAAGUGGAACAAGCAAGGAAAACAUACGAUGCUUUUAACAAUAUACUUGCUUCCAUUCAGCCUGAAUCACCUGCUGAGGAAAAUGUUAUGAUAGAGGGAGAAAAUGAUGAUGCCCCUUGUCAUGAGACAGUGCUGGAGACCGUUUACAAAUCCACGCCGAGAGACAUCUGUAAAAGUCCAUCAAUCAAGGCUUCAAUGAAGUUAAUGCUAAUAAAGCAUGCUUCACGGCCUUUAAUCAACCAUGAAGAUAUUGAAAUGCUGCAAACGAAUGAUGCAUUAAGAAGUGAAGAUGGAUCAAGCGCAGAAGCGUUUGGAGCGGUUGUUGCUGGUGGAAAUGAGAACAGCUCAAAUGCACUCCAAUAUGAGGAUGAUGAUUCCUUGGAAAUUGUUGGAGAAGAACAAGUUCAGCCUGAUAAUUUUCAGGGGUGCUUGACUUUUGGCCCGCAAAUGUCUUUCACGGAGACAGUUCGUCUGAAAUUAUACUGGAAUACUACUUAUACAACUGAACCUGAUGGGACUAUCACGGUGCAAUGGGAUGCGCCGGACGGUUAUCUUAUCAUUGAUCGUAUGUUAGAUUUCUCGGAACUUGUUGAUAAGGUAUUAAGUGUGAUCGGAGUUGAUAGAGAAGGGCUUUAUAUUGAUUUUUCUUUGGUAUGGACGGAGAGGUCAGGAAAAAGUGAUGAUGAGUACGUCCCAUCGGAUGAGGACUCAGAUGACGACACUGAUUUUGAGUCAUCUUCUUCAGUCCCAUAUGUUUUCGACGACAUAAGUGGAUGGGACAAGACUUUAGAGGAAGUAGAAAACGAUGGAAUUAAAAUGUGGGAUGGCAAUCCGUUGACGCUAGGCCUUGAUAUACAUUUCGCCAACAAGCCCGAGGCACAAGCGGCGAUGGGAGAAUGGAACUUGGUACAUGGUCGGACUUUCCGGCGCGAGUUUCGCUGCGAGAAGGCCACCGAUACUUGGAAAAUGGUGGUAUGGUCCGAUUCCCACAACUGUCUUGGGGCAAACAAGAGAAACGAGUCCCGAAAUGUCACGUCUUCUAUGAUUGCUAGACUGGUUGCCCAAAAUGUGCGAAAACAUCCAGAUUUUGCAGUUGCCCAAAUUCAAAUAGAAGUGAUGAAGAGGUACCAAGUCGAAUGUAGCUACAAGAAGGCAUGGCAUGGUAGAAGAAAAGCACUUGAGGCUCUGUAUGACUGUUCGCCUCCUACUCCAAUGAAACUGUAUGAAGAGGCCCGGAAGAAAUCGUUGAGGCAAAAGGUCAACCGGUUUAGCAAGAGAAACCAGAAGUACGAAGUGGUUACAAUAGCACCUGAUAAUCAACCAUGGAAGGCUGACGAGAAGCAAGUUGUGUUGUAUGCAAAUCGAGAGUGCACUUGCGGAAGGUGGCAGACUUUCAGAUUUCCUUGUUCCCAUGCACUUCGAGUUGCCCGUGAGCUAGGUGACGAUCCCUUCCCACUUUUUGAUCCAUGUUACACUACGCAUCAAUGGUACCAACAGUUUUCGGAGAAUUCAACCCAAUCAUGGAACCAUGGCCAAAGGCAACGUGGCGGAUCGUGCCGAGAUGACACUAAACUUGUCCACCAUGCUGGCCGAGGUCGGAAGCGUGUGAAUCGGAAAAAGCUCUGGGCCUGGGAGCGGAUUUUGACGGUUCAGCCCAAGAUACUGGGUAGGGAUCUCGAUCUAUCUGAUUGUCCAUUGGGCACGAGGUGGUCCCGCGAGAAAAAAGUUCAAGGUAUCACGCGGUUCAAUUUGGCCGCGUAUCGGGAUCAGCUUGCAGUUCUCGCAGAGUCUGAUGCCACAUUGAUGGAGGAUGUUCGUAGUCCGAGUAUUAUAGGCCAGCGUACUUUCGACGCGGACUCCUUUGGUUAUGAUCGCUUAGGCGAGAUUGCCCAGUUGCUUGAGCGGGCGUUGUCCGUCAAUGCAACAAAUGUUGUACGGCACGAUCUCGAUAGGCAUGUUGAGGUCUCGGCGUGGGCGUGGGGGCAGAGACAAUCACAACAUCUCAGCCACAUCAGUCCUCCCAAGAUGAGCGGUCUCAUAUUCCCUUCACCGGCGGUUCAUCCCAUCGGUCUCCACAUCGAUCUCCACUCCAUUCUCGACAAGAUUCAGCCCAUCGGUCUCACAUCAUUCAUCCCAUCAGUCUCCACAUCAUUCUUCGCCGACCCAUCGUGCGUUUUACCGUCCGAUUAUGUCUCCCAAAGACCAAGCAAUCAAUUUUUCCUUCACUCGUUUUCCUCCCUCGGACUUCUCGUCGUCGUUUGGAGAUUCUUUUAUUGA